AUGUCUGUCGACAAUGAGAUACGAGGUCGGUUGGCCUUGAUCACGGGCGCAUCUGGAGGAAUCGGUGCCGGCUGUGCGCGAGAUCUUUAUCAACAGGGCUGUCAUCUCGCCCUGACCUAUUCCAAAAACAAAGCCCACGUGGACUCUCUCAUUGCCGAACUUCAGGCCUCGCCAUCGGACCAGAAAAUCUCCUCACAUCAAGUUGAUAUGGCUUCGACGGAAGAUAUGGAGAGACUAUACGACGAGAUCGAGUCACAGCAUGGCCACGGUCCAGAUAUCCUCAUCGCGAAUGCGGGUUACGGGAAGAGAAUUCCUCAAAUCGUGGACAUCCCCUAUGAAGAGUGGGACUACACAAUCUUGAUCAACUUGCGAGCACCAUUUAUCCUGGCCAAAUUAGCCGUACCGUACAUGAUACAGCAGAAGUGGGGUCGAAUAAUUAUGAUGUCGAGUAUAGCAGGUUAUGGAGGAGGUAUUAAUGGCUGUCAUUAUGCCGCGUCCAAGGCCGGACUCACUGGUAUGGUCAAAAACCUGGCGCUAAAGCUGGCAAAGGAUGGAAUCACCGUCAAUGAUGUUGCACCAGCGAUGAUUGGGGAAACAGGAAUGAUUCCCAAUGCCAAAUUCGUCGAAGGCACCCCGGGUGACGUGAGGAAUAUCCCGGUGGGGAGAUUGGGAACGCCACAGGAAUGUGCCAAUAUAGUGACCAUGAUAUGCAAGACGGGAUAUUUGACGGGCCAGAGUAUUCUUCUGACCGGUGGACUGAAGUAA
Molecule: messenger RNA, 765 nt
Organism: Rhinocladiella mackenziei CBS 650.93
Lineage: Eukaryota; Fungi; Ascomycota; Eurotiomycetes; Chaetothyriales; Herpotrichiellaceae
Exons: 2
Coding region: 1-765 (254 amino acids)
Molecular function (GO): oxidoreductase activity, acting on the CH-OH group of donors, NAD or NADP as acceptor
Source: RefSeq, a predicted model, not a curated record